AUGGAUAGGAGAUUAUUGCAACAAUAUGAAAAGGAUGGGUAUGUGGAAUGCAUCUUGGAAUAAAAAAGUACUCUCAAAAGUUGGAGGUUAUUACAGCUAUGGAGUUAAGCAAGGAUUGUGGGGUUGGACUGUGCCAAAGGUUUUUGCAUGAAUCAAGCUUACAUUCUUGAAAUUGGAGAAUAUAUAAAUGACUUUAGAAAAGGAAAAUGGAGUUAUGAGUUUGAAAAACAAAAGAUUAAGGGAGGAUUUUAUAAUUUGCACUCUUAAAAAAAUGGAAAAUGGGUGGAGAUCUAAGAUGAAUUUUAUUAUUAUUCUCAAGUUACUUAUGUUGGAGAAUACUAAAUUGAUAAAAAAGUAGGCCUCUGGGAAACAUGGUAUAAAAACCAUGUUAAAGAUUAAAAGAAUGUAUAAAUGUAAAAUAUUCACAAUAAAAUGCAUAUUUUUAGUGGAGGUGGAUCAUACAGUAAUAAUAUUAAAGUAGGGAAAUGGGUUGAAUUGAGCGAUGAAUUUUAUGAGUAUUCAUAAGUCACAUUUAAUGGCGAAUAUAAAAGUGGAAAAAAAAUUGGGCGAUGGGAUAUAUGGUAUAAGAAGCGAGGAGAUUAAUAGAGCCAGUAAAUGUAAAAUAUAAGAAAAAGGGUUAAUAAUUUUAGUGGUGGUGGAUUAUAUGAUGUAAGAAAUGAGGGUACUAAGACUGGGUUUUGGAUAGAGGUGAGCGAUGGAUUUUAUGAGGAUUCGUAGGUGAUAAAUAAUGGUGAGUAUAAAAAUGGAAAGAAAGUUGGUAGAUGGGAUAUGUUAUAUCGAAAGGGAGAUAGAGAUUAAUGGAAUAAAAGAGUGUAAGAUAUUCGAUAAAUAGGGUUAAAUUGUAGGAGCGGAGGAUCAUAUUGUAAUGAUACUAAAAUUGGGGAAUGGAUUGAAUUAUGUGAUGGUUUUAGGAACAUUUCUUAAGCUACAUACUGUGGUAAAUAUAAAAACGGAGGCAAAGUUGGCAGAUGGGAUAUUUGGUAUAAGGGAUAUGAAGGGGAUCAAGAGAACCAUAAAAUUGGGGGUGGGUCAUAUAAUGAAAGAGGCGAUGAGAUUAAGAUUGGGUAAUGGGUGGAACUGAGUGAUGGAUUUUAUGAGUAUUCAUAAGUUACUUAUUGUGGUUUAUAUGACUAAGGUAGAAAACUUGGUAGGUGGGAUAUUUGGUAUAAGUAGCAUGAUGAAGAUUAAAUGAAUUAAUAAGUGGGUGGAGGACAAUAUCAUGAUAGUAUUAAGUAUGGCAUGUGGAUCUUGAAUUAAGUGAAAGUUUUAGAAAGAUUUCUUAAGUCAUUUUUAAAGGUGAAUAUAACUUUGGUUAAAAAAUUCGUAGAUGGUCAAUAUUGUAUUUGGAGGAAGAAAAAUACAAAAAGAUAGGUGGUGGAUCAUAUGAGAAUGGCAUUAAGUGAUGUAUUUGGAGAUAAUUCUUAAAUUACAUUUAGAGGUGAAUACAAAAAUGGUCACAAAAUAGGUAUUUGGGAUAUUUGGUAUAGGAGAUAUAUUGAUGAGCCAUAUAAAUUGAUAGGUGGAGGAUUAUAUGAUCAAUUUAAUAAUGGAAUUAAGACCGGAUACUGGAUAGAAUUAAGUAAUGGUUUUAAGGAUUAUUCACAAGUCACUUAUAGAGGCAAAUAUCAAUGUAAUAAAAAAAUUGGUAAAUGGGAUAUUUACUACCGAUAUAGCGUUAAGUUACCUUUUGAAUUAAUUGGAGGAGGAUUUUAUGAUGAAAGAAGCAAUGGAAUUAAGGUUGGUAAGUGGAUAGAAAUAUCUGAUGACUUUAAGGAUUUGAACUAAAUUACUUAUGUUGGAGAAUAUAAGGAUGGUAAAAAAGUGGGUACUUGGUAGUAAAUUGAAAGAAAGAAAAAUGAAUAAAGAGCUAUAAUAACUUAUAGUAUAUGAUUUGGGAAGCGGAUGAUCAUAGAAAAUUGUUAUGAAAAUGAAUAUAUAUAUUUGUAAAUAAGUUGUUGCCUUAAAAUUUC
Paramecium tetraurelia is the source of this 1991-nucleotide messenger RNA. RefSeq lists its product as uncharacterized. NCBI's taxonomy places the organism in Eukaryota, Ciliophora, Oligohymenophorea, Peniculida, Parameciidae. The transcript is spliced from 9 exons. The record is from RefSeq and is a predicted model, not a curated record.